UAUUAGUCCAGAAGUGUUUAAAUACGGUUAUAACUUUUGUUCUUAUUUAAAAAAAUUUAUGAGUAGUACAUAACUAGAUUUUAUUAUUUACUACAAUAAAUCUAUAAUCAAUUGAAUUGGUAACAAAAUGCAAUCUUUGGAACCUAUAAAUUACAGCGAAAUAAGCAUUAAGGUUCCCUGGGGCCAUAUAAGUGGUCGCUGGUAUGGUGAUCAAAUGGAAAGACCUAUCUUAGCCCUACAUGGUUGGCUAGAUAGUUGUGGAACAUUUGCAAAGUUAGCUUCUCUUAUUGCUCCAUAUCGUAGUAUAUUAUGCAUAGACUUACCUGGACAUGGUCAUUCCUCACAUUUACCAGUUGGCAUGCUCUAUCAUAAUAUAGAAUUCGUGCGAGUUAUUCUACGCAUAAUGCAGACCUACAAAUGGAAAACUGUUAGUUUAAUGGGUCAUUCUAUGGGCGGUUCUGUAUGCUUUCAUUUUGCUGCCUUCUAUCCGGAUCGUGUUGAUAUGGUCAUAAGUUUGGAUAUAAUCAAAAACUAUUACUGGGAACCACACAUAUUUCCCACCGUAAUAAGACAUUCCAUUGAAAAGGCUUUAGUUGACAAUGAACGCCUACAAAAAGAUAAUCCCUCAGAGCCUCCUAGUUACUCCUUUGCAGAAUGUGAACAACUGCUAUAUGAAGGUUCUUUGGAAUCGGUAGAAUUGGAAAAUUGUAAAUAUAUAUUGGAGCGUAAUAUACAAAAAUCGGAAUUAUAUCCAGAUAAAUUCUAUUUUUCACGUGAUGGCCGUAUGAAAUAUUUAAGUGAAAUGAAUCCCAAUUGGGGUUUAAGUCUCGAAAUGGCUAAACGAAUUUGUGAUCAUUUUAUGCCUUAUUUGGUAAUAAAAGGUGGUGAAUCAAGAAAUAUCAGUGCUAAAGCUACACAAUUAGACGAGUUUAUGGUUAAGAAUAAUAAAAAUUUUGAAUGUCAUAUUUAUCCAAUGGGUACACAUCAUUUGCAUUUGAAUAAUCCCAAACCGGUGGCACAAUUGAUAAUACAAUUUUUGCAUAAAUAUGAAGAAAAUUAUUCGAAAUUGGAAAAAUCGAAACUUUAAUUAAUUUAAAUUAAAGUUAAUUUUAUAUAUUAAACUUAAUUUUAUAUAUUAAACUUAGUAAAGUUGG
Molecule: messenger RNA, 1154 nt
Organism: Lucilia sericata (common green bottle fly)
Lineage: Eukaryota; Metazoa; Arthropoda; Insecta; Diptera; Calliphoridae
Product: probable serine hydrolase
Exons: 2
Coding region: 128-1087 (319 amino acids)
Source: RefSeq, a predicted model, not a curated record